Messenger RNA from Oncorhynchus nerka (sockeye salmon), 6176 nucleotides. RefSeq names its product diacylglycerol kinase, zeta b (gene dgkzb). Gene Ontology annotation, biological process: diacylglycerol metabolic process; intracellular signal transduction; lipid phosphorylation. The coding region runs from base 448 to 4380 and encodes 1310 amino acids. The record is from RefSeq and is a predicted model, not a curated record. The transcript is spliced from 33 exons. Gene Ontology annotation, molecular function: protein binding; ATP-dependent diacylglycerol kinase activity. Gene Ontology annotation, cellular component: nucleus. Lineage: Eukaryota; Metazoa; Chordata; Actinopteri; Salmoniformes; Salmonidae.
ACAACUUCCACCAUGGACUAACAUGUAUGAAAGGUUUCAUUCAAAUCAAAAGGGGUGCAGUCAUGGAACGAACCCAGUUAGACCCAGAUAUAUCCGGUUCAGUUGAGACGACCUGUCCAUAUGUAUUUCUUUCUACGAUUACUUAUAAUCCCAACACGUAUCAAAUAAUAUAGUAUGACUGCGUAAUGGACACUGAAAGGUCUUCAUAUAUCUAUGAUCUAUUUCAGAAACAGGCAAGUAUGACUUAACUUCCUCCAGUUCAUAUGACUAUGCCCUUCUUAUUGCUUUUUUCUCACUGGUAUUAUAUACCCAUGCACACAGUAUUGCUUUCUUAAGAUAGCAGUAGGUGGUGGUGUCUAAUUCUGUAACCCAAGCUUAUGGACUCAUUUCUGCACCAACAGCCACAAAGGAGUAUUUAAAAAAGGGCAGUAUCUCCCUCAGGCUACAAUGGAUACCUUUUUCCGCCGCCACUUUAAGAGGAAGGAGACGGGCUCGCGGGACGAGGAAGAGGUGGAGCUGGACUAUUGCUGCAGUAACCGGCGCCCCAGUGUUGCCGUGCCGACCAGUAAGGCUCGCCGGCGCUCUAGAGUUGGCCUCCCCUCAGCCGUUCUGGCCCAACGGCGCCGCUCCAGCGCGCAGCUACAGGAGCUCCCGCUGGCGGGGGGUUGCUGCACGGGGGGCGGCCGGCUGGCCAAGGUGGCCGGCUAUGCCAAAUCAUCCUACUCCAAGUCAUCCUCCAGCAGCCAUGUCCGGAGACGCUCAAGUACCACCACUCUCAGCAUGAACCCGCGCUUCGCUGUGCGCCACCGCAAGCUGCGCACCAUCGACACGCACCUGCUGGGGCCCUCGAUGCUGCUAGCCAGCCUUAUCCAGAUGACUGAGGAGGAGGAGGGCGGGGGAAGGGGAAACCUGUUCCUGCCAGCUGGGGAGCAGCAGGUGGAGAUGAGGGGCAGUGGAGGUGGCAGCAGGGCCCUGUCCCGCUCCAGCACCCUACACUCAGACGGCGACAGCAACGACGACGACCACAGCCUUUCCGAGGACAGCCAGCUCUUCGACCCCGACGAGGAGCUCCAGCACCAGGCUGAAGUAGUGGAGGAGGUUGACGUUUCCGACAGGGAAAUAGAGGACACUUCCUGGUGGCUUACCCAACAUUCCCCGUCGCCGCUGGGGGUGGUGGCCGAGAGAGUCUCCUCAUCUCGGCCCCUCAUACGCGCCCCCCGCUGCCUGCGGAGAAACUCGUCCCGUCUCUCGCCGGGUGAGGCCACGCCAUACGGCCGCUACUGCGGGCGCUCCAGACAGAUAAGGCAGCGGCGAAUCGCUACCAUCUCCAAAGCAGGCAGCCCCUGGCCAGGGAGGGGGCAUCCACUGCCCAACCGCCGGAGCUCAACCGUCUACCUCAGCCACCCCGUCUUCUGCAGGAGCCACUCAGCAGGUUCACUCAGCUCUGCCCUGGGGGCCUACUACGACCCCCGGCUGGAGACAUGGAGUGGGUUCCUUCUGAAAGCUAUCGCUAAGUCAGGCCUCCAACACUUGGCAGCCCAGCCCAGCGCCUCAGCCCCAGGCAAGACUGACCCACUUCGAGAGAACUGCAACACUGUCGACUGGAGUGAUAAUGCCCAGUUUGGGGACCAUAUCUGGUUUGAGACCAGUGUCUCAGGAGACGUCUGUUACGUUGGAGAGCAGUACUGCGUCACAAAGACAAUGCAAAAGUCAGUGGCGAGGAAGAAAUGUGCUGGCUGCAAAAUAGCAGUCCACACCAUGUGUAUCGAGCAGCUAGAAAAGAUCAAUUUUAGAUGUAAGCCAUCGUUUAGGGAACCCGGAUCUCGAAAUGUUCGAGAGCCCAACGUUGUCCGUCACCAUUGGGUCCACAGGAGGCGCCAGACUGGGAAGUGUCGGCAGUGUGGGAAGGGUUUUCAACAGAAGUUCUCAUUCCAUAGUAAAGAGAUUGUUGCAAUCAGCUGUUCUUGGUGCAAACAGGCAUAUCACAACAAGGUGACGUGCUUCAUGCUGCAGCAGAUCGAGGAGCCUUGCUCGCUGGGAGCUCACGCCUCCGUCAUAGUGCCGCCCACCUGGAUCAUCCGGGUCCGCAAACCACAGACAUCAUUAAAAUCAAGUAAAAAGAAGAAACGCACAUCUCUGAAAGGAAAGCCGAGUAAGAAGGUAGUAGAGGAUGGUCGAUGGAAGCCCUUCAUAGUGAAGCCUGUUCCCUCGCAACUCAUGAAACCUCUGUUGGUGUUCGUCAACCCCAAAAGUGGAGGCAACCAGGGAGCCAAGAUCAUCCAGUCGUUCAUGUGGUACCUCAACCCCCGACAGGUGUUUGACCUCACCCAGGGAGGGCCCAAGGAGGGGUUAGAAAUGUAUUCCAAAGUGCCCAACCUGCGGAUUUUGGCGUGUGGAGGGGAUGGAACAGUGGGUUGGAUCCUGUCUGUCCUGGACCAGCUCCAGUUGAACCCUGCGCCUGCCGUGGCUGUCCUGCCCUUGGGGACGGGGAACGACCUGGCCAGGACUCUCAACUGGGGAGGGGGUUACACUGAUGAGCCAGUGUCUAAGAUCCUGUCUCAUGUGGAGGAUGGGAACGUGGUGCAGUUGGAUCGCUGGAACCUCCUGGUGGAGCCCAACCCAGAGGCCGUUCAGGAGGAGAAGGACGAGCACCAGACAGACAAGCUCCCAAUUGAUGUCUUCAACAACUACUUCAGCCUCGGCUUCGACGCUCACGUCACACUGGGGUUCCACGAGUCCAGAGAGGCCAACCCAGAGAAAUUCAACAGCCGUUUGCGGAAUAAGAUGUUCUAUGCAGGGACGGCCUUCUCUGACUUUCUGAGUGGCAGCUCCAAAGACCUUGCCAAACACAUUAAAGUUGUGUGUGACGGCACAGACCUCACCUCCAAAGUCCAGGACCUGAAGUUGCAAUGUCUUGUAUUCCUCAACAUUCCCAGUUACUGUGCUGGCACCAAACCGUGGGGUCACCCCAGUGAGCACCUUGAUUUUGAGCCGCAAAGACACGACGACGGCUGUAUCGAGGUCAUCGGAUUCACCAUGACCUCUCUGGCCACUCUGCAGGUGGGCGGUCACGGCGAGAGGUUGAACCAGUGUAAGGAAGUGACCCUGACCACCUACAAGUCCAUCCCCAUGCAGGUAGAUGGCGAGCCCUGUAAGCUGGCCCCUUCCGUCAUCUACAUCAACUUGAGGAAUCAGGCCAACAUGGUGCAGAAGACCAAGAGGAGGAUCUCCAUGCCCCAGCUCAAUGAUCAGCAGCCGGUUCCUGAGAAGCUGCAGAUCAGAGUGAGCAGGAUCAGCAUGCACGCCUAUGAGGCCCUGCACUACGACAAGGACAAGCUCAAAGAGGCCUCUAUUCCACUGGGCAUCAUCACGGUCCCAGGAGACAGCGAUCUGGAGAACUGCCGUUCACACAUUGAGAGUCUACAGGAUAGUCUGGAAGAGGAAAGUGAUGCUGUGAAAUCAGCGAGGCUGUCGUCACAAAAGCUUUCCCCCAAAUGGUGCUUCCUUGACUGCACAACUGCUGAUCGAUUCUAUAGGAUAGACCGUGCUCAGGAGCACCUCAACUACGUGACGGAGAUCUCCCAGGAUGACCUCUACAUCCUGGACCCGGAGCUGGUCAUCAAGGAGACGGUGGGCACCUCGCCGGGCAUGCCCGACCUGGUAGACUCGUACGGGGAGUGCAAAACGCCAGAAUCUCGCCAGUUUACCUUCCCAUCCUCCUCCUCCUCUCCCACCUCCUCCCCAGGACCCAGUAUCAGGGAGUCCCAGAGGAAGAGGGUGUCCAGUGACAGCUCGGUGACAGAGGCCCUGGCUCACAGCAGCGACUCCCAGGCCUCCUCCAAGACCGGCCAGUGCAGGAGAGGCACUAAAAUUGUGAAUGUUCAUCGGCCCCAUACAACUAUUGCUGAUUUCAGACCCAUGCUUAGUUCUGGAAGUGCUCUGUCGUGUGAUGCUGAAAAAGUAACUGAGUUAAUUGAGUGUGUGAAGACAGAAGAUCUCGAAAGGCUCACAGAGCUCCACAAACAGGGGGCAGAUAUUUUCACACAGGAUACUUUGGGCUGCACCUUACUCCAUUACGCGGUGGAGGUGGGCUGCAAGGAGAUUGUUAAGUACAUCAUAGACAACGCACCUACCACUCUCCUGGAUGUCACAGAAAAAGAGACAGGGGAGACGGCUCUCCAUAAAGCUGCGUUCACGCGUCAGAGGACCAUCUGCCACUACCUGGUGGAGGCCGGGGCUUCCCUCAUGAAGACUGACCUUCAGGGUGAGACGCCGAAACGGCGUGCGGAGAAGGCCAAUGACCAGGAGCUGGCGGAGUACUUGGAAAACCGCCAGCACUACCAGAUGAUCCAGCGAGAGGACCAGGAGACUGCCGUUUGAUGGUCCCACUAUUUACCGCAACCUGCACCACGCUCUCUCUUUCUCCCUCUCCGUUUGCCAUACCUAACAGUAGGAAGUUCUGUACUGGGUUCAAGGGGGGGUGGGGUGGGUGGUAGGUGUCUUCCCUCUCUAACAGACCAGGCUAAUUACACCAUUGAAAUAGGAUUACUAUUUCUAUGGGCUACACUCCCAGUAUGGGUCGAAGUCUAGAGAGCCAGUGGAGGCAGGUCUUCCUUUCAUCCGCUUGCUAGUGAUGCUUCAGUUUGACUAGAGUGCUAUGUGACAAGAGUGCAUGAAUGAACACCGCUUUUCUUCUAUUGCGAAUGGGUCCAAGUCCGCUACGACACAGCAAGCGAUUGUAAAUGAAAGGGCAAAUGAAAAAACAACAGCUUUUUGGGGUAUUUUCAGGGCUGGAGUAACUGUAUCUGAAUGUGGCUUUAUGAACCUCGUAUCUUUCUCCAUAUGCAAUGGCUAGGUAUCUAUAGGAAUGUGUAGCGUUUGAGUGAGUCAUUGAAAUGGAUGGAGGUUGUUUUUAACCAGGGAUACUGUUUAUGUAAGUGUGGGCUUGAGAUAUGAUAGAUGCUUUGCCAUAUUGUAUGAAGGCUCAUUACUUUCCUUUUUGAAUUCUCGUGACCUCUGGAUGUGCUUGUUUACUCGAAUGGCAGUAUGUUUGCUCUGCUAUUGGAUAUGUAACUUAUAACUUAUGUCGAUCACUGAUAAACCGCUAUAUUUAAGAAAUGCUGUACUAUUUAUAGAGAGAGCUGUUUGCGUUUUUGCUUAUGAUCAAAUAUUAUAAAAGCAGGCAUCCUAAAUAACUCAUUAUUAAAAGCUGGUUUUGCACUGCCACUGUUAUUACAAAAACAAUGCUUUGUAUUUCUCUAUGUGGCUUGAAAUUCCUCUUGGUGCAUUACAUAUAACAGUUCUUAGAUAUUUAUAUACCACAGCUUUUAGAUAUUUUUAUGCACUGUGUCCAUGUUUGUUACAUACAAUGUACAUUUGAUGUAUUUUUCCAAAUGUGUACUUUGCAAUGUAUAGUUUUUCUGUGUAUAGGUGAAACGUUCUUAUUUACUACAUGCUACACAAGUGCAGUAAGAAUUCAACACAAAACAGUUAACAGAUUCCCCAAAAUGAUCACAAAUCACAAAUAAACUUCUGUAUCCCAUUCUUUAAUGCCACAUCAUUACUACUUUAGUCAACUCUUUGUAUAUUUCAUAUAUUAGCCAGUUUAUGAACACUUAUGGAAUGUGAGGAGAAAGUUCAGUUCACUUGAUUAGCCUUAAUCAGUAAUUUGUCUCGCGUUCCGUUGUCUCAAUGAAACUUAAUUAAACACUAUUUAUUGUAUGUGCAACCUGACUGCUGAGUCAAGUAUCUUACAUCAGUUUCUUUUUCUCUUUACAACUUUUACAAGUAUUAUCAGAAACAUGAUUAUUGAUUAUUGUGAAAUAUAGAUUGCUUGUAUCAAUACUUUAGAAAUCUUUGCAAGAACUGCCUAUUAUUGGUUUGCUUUUAAGGGGUUAUGAAAAGUAUGUGUGUGUUAUCAAUGCUUUGUUUUGAGUUGCUGUGCAAUUCAGGGUUAGAGAAUUAGCAUCAAACAAUUAAGAAUGACUACUGCUGAACUGUCCAUUGUAACUACAGAGAUUUCAAAAGAUAAUUUUUGUACUUAUGAACAGCGAUCAGAGUAAUGGACAGACCUGUAUGAAAUGUAUAAAAAAAAACAUAUUAGUUGUACUGUAUAUUUGCUCAUCAAGCCUGUUUGUUACUGUUUGUUUGGAGAAAAAUAAAACUUUAAACAUUGA